Ambispora gerdemannii is the source of this 662-nucleotide messenger RNA. NCBI's taxonomy places the organism in Eukaryota, Fungi, Glomeromycota, Glomeromycetes, Archaeosporales, Ambisporaceae. The record is from the annotation of a GenBank genome assembly.
CUGAAGACCGAUCCCAAAACUUAAUUUCAAAUACUUCUAUCUCUCCCGAGCAAAAUCAUGUAAGCGGAAAAGAAAAAUGCCAAGAAAUUACUGUCACGAAACGUGACGAUUGGCAAAAAAACUUUUCGAAUCUUAAUAUAGAAACUAAAAAACAUUUAUCACAGGAAAAACCAGGGAGCGAGUCUCCAAACUAUAACAUUUAUGCGUCUGAAGAGCCUGAUGAAAUCAAGCCCACUAAAAGUCAAUAUAUAGAGCAAGGAUUAACAAAAGAAUUGCGAAGUAGUAAAGUCAUUGUCUCACCGGUUUCCUCUGAGAUUACAGAGCAUCAAUCAUUUCAAGUUACAACGCAAAGAUUAGUCUUAGAAGUGCCAAAAACUGUCACGAAUCGUGAUGAUCAGACUAAUGCAGAGGUAGAUCAUGCAAAUGUACCGUCUAAUCUGACCCAUGAUCGUGCUUAUUUUCGUAAUAAAAUAUUAGGUCGAUACCCUGAUAUAUAUAGAGAAUUUAGCAGUGAAAAAUUUGAUUAUUAUGGAAUCAUUGAUAAGUCAUUAUGUCCAGCAUGCAAGCUGAGUCACAAAGAUGAGAAAAGUAUAAAAGGUAGAUAUGGAGUCAGAUCUUAUUUUAUUAAAUGUGGAAAGCAUGAAAUCGAGAUAACAGCAUAA